AUGCUUUCACAACGUCUUAGAGAACCGUUAGAUUUGGUUUGGGAGUCUGGUUACCAGACAUUCUGCACAAUGGGAUUCGCUUUGAUUGUCAUCAGUGCUCUAGCUACUCUGGCCAACCAGAUGGUAGUACAAGCUGCUGAUCUGACAUGCGUGUUUGGACCUCAUCACAAAGCGUCUCCUUCACCCGAGCCCGACAUUAGAGCAGACACUGCAUGCAGUCGAUAUUCUAGCCUUUCUUGCUGCUCACCAAACGUCUCGCACUCAAUUGACCAACAGGGUGACCAAGAGUUGUACAAUUUCCACUGGGAUGACUGCGGUGAGGUACCACCUGAAUGUGAACGCUUUUUGAAAGCCGAUAGCUGUUUUUUCCAUUGUGAUCCAUAUAUUGGACAGUGGAAAGGCUCGGAGGAGUUAUCAGUGGUCGAUCUACCUAUAUGCGCUUCCAAUUGUGACGAGUUUUUCGAAGCAUGCAAAGACGUGGCUAUUUGUGCACCAAAUUGGUUGACAGGCUUCAAAGAAGAUAAUGAAACGGGCCGUUUUCAUUGCGUCAAUAAGACAUGUCGUACCUUUGCAGAGUGGUAUGGAAACGGCAAGGAAAUGUGUGAAACCAUGUGGGGAGAUAACCAAUAUGUUGCACAUGAUAAUUGUGUGGUCAUGACGUUCACUGGUAACAAUCCUAAUGCGAACGUGAAGAAAGACACGAGUGGAGCUCAUGGCAUUGCACGUUGGCAAAGUAGUCUGUACUUUGUGCUUUCUGUCUUAUCUUAUAUUCUUCUCCAAUUUUGA
Corticium candelabrum is the source of this 786-nucleotide messenger RNA. RefSeq names its product riboflavin-binding protein-like. NCBI's taxonomy places the organism in Eukaryota, Metazoa, Porifera, Homoscleromorpha, Homosclerophorida, Plakinidae. The record is from RefSeq and is a predicted model, not a curated record. The transcript has a single exon. Bases 1 to 786 code for a protein of 261 amino acids. Gene Ontology annotation, molecular function: signaling receptor activity. Gene Ontology annotation, cellular component: external side of plasma membrane.